This is a messenger RNA of Durotheca rogersii, 1078 nucleotides long. Its product is annotated as HAD-like domain-containing protein. The coding region runs from base 176 to 868 and encodes 230 amino acids. Lineage: Eukaryota; Fungi; Ascomycota; Sordariomycetes; Xylariales; Xylariaceae. Gene Ontology annotation, molecular function: alkaline phosphatase activity; phosphoglycolate phosphatase activity. The transcript is spliced from 2 exons. The record is from RefSeq and is a predicted model, not a curated record.
UUUGGGAGGUCCUGGAGGACUGAAUGCGCGCGUAGGAGUCUUGUGGUCUGGGGACUACCUGUUUGAGGGUAUCGUCGAGACCCUCGAGCUGCUGAGAUCUAGAGGCAAACGGCUGGUAUUCGUUACGAAUAACUCUACAAAAUCCCGGGCCGAUUACCAGAAGAAGCUGACGGCCAUGGGAAUCCCGAGCAAUGUGGAGGAGAUCUUCGCCUCCGCCUACUCGGCCGCAAUCUACAUCUCGCGGAUCAUGAAGCUGCCCCCGCCUAAGAACAAGGUCUUCGUCAUUGGGGAGAGUGGCAUCGAAUCCGAGCUGCGCGAAGAGGGCAUUCCCUUCAUCGGCGGCACGGACCCGGCCAUGCGUCGCGACAUAACGCCAGCUGAUUUCGAGGGGCUCGCUGACGGCUCGCUGUUGGAUCCGGACGUCGGCGUCGUCCUGGCUGGACUUGACUUCCACAUCAACUAUCUCAAGCUGUCAACGGCCUUCCAAUACAUCCGUCGGGGCGCCAAGUUUCUCGCCACCAACACCGAUAGCACCCUGCCCAUGAACCGCACUUUCUUCCCCGGCGCCGGGUCCAUCUCCAUCCCCAUUAUCAACAUGACGGGACAGACGCCGUUGGCGCUAGGCAAGCCUAGCCAAGCUAUGAUGGACGCCAUUGAGGGCAAGUUCCAGCUAGACCGUGGACGUACUUGCAUGGUUGGCGAUCGACUCAAUACCGACAUCCAGUUCGGUGUCGAGGGCAAGCUAGGUGGGACACUAGCCGUGCUGACCGGCGUGAGCAAGAAGGAGCACUGGGAGACCGAGAACGCCGUAGCCGUGCCCGCUUACUACGUCGACCAGCUGAGCGACCUCCGAGCUGCGGCGUCGUGACGUUAUAAGGCAUUCUGAUCAAGAACCCCUUCACCCAUGGCAUGUCGUGAGAUUUUGAUGGUCGUCGGCCUACGCGCAAACUAGAAACCUAUAGACAGAAGAAGCCAAUCACGGAAAUGGCCGGUGGAAGAAUCGCCUGAAAUUUUAUAUAACAGAAAUACACUAGAUUCUACCACCUGAAACAAUACAUAUGCCUUGCUGAUAGAGAAA